AUGUUGACAUUUGCAGUAGACCCUGAUGAGGUUGUUCGCAUUUCAUGCUUAACCAAUAUGCGAGGCAAGCGCGGUUUCGAACUGCCUCCAGGAUACUAUGGAAAUGCUUUUGUGGCUCCAGCUUCAAUUACUAAGGCUGGAAUGCUAUGUAAAAAUCCAUUGGAAUUUGCGAUAAGGUUAGUGAAGAAAGCCAAGGCGGAAAUGAGCCAGGAGUACAUUAAAUCAGUGGCAGAUCUUAUGGUCAUCAAGGGCCGGCCCUUAAUUACGCAGCCAGGGAACUAUAUUGUUUCAGAUGUCACGCGUGCAGGGUUUGGAGAGGUCGAUUUCGGGUGGGGGAAGCCCGUCUAUAGUGGGCCUGCUAGGGCUAUAUCUAUUAUUAGCUUGUGUGUGCGGUUCAGGAACAGCAAAGGAGAAGAAGGGAAUGUUAUACCUAUAUGCCUGCCUUCGACAGUCAUGGAAAGGUUUGAACAGGAGCUAAAGAAAAUGACAAAAGAGGAAGAGCCUGUUAGACUUAUUACAUCCAAGCUCUAA
Molecule: messenger RNA, 531 nt
Organism: Vitis riparia (riverbank grape)
Lineage: Eukaryota; Viridiplantae; Streptophyta; Magnoliopsida; Vitales; Vitaceae
Product: methanol O-anthraniloyltransferase-like
Exons: 1
Coding region: 1-531 (176 amino acids)
Molecular function (GO): acyltransferase activity, transferring groups other than amino-acyl groups
Source: RefSeq, a predicted model, not a curated record